AUGGCAGUGUCUGGAGUAUGGCGGCAAUUCUCCAUCACAACAACGCCGACUCGGAGAAUUCUCCAUCGCAACUACGCCGACUCGGAGAAUUCUCCAUCGCAACAACGCCGACUCGGAGAAUUCUCCAUCGCAACAACGCCGACUCGGAGAAUUCUCCAUCGCAACAACGCCGACUCGGAGAAUUCUCAAUCGCAACAACGCCGACUCGGAGAAUUCUCGAUCGCAACAACGCCGACUCGGAGAAUUCUCGAUCGCAACAACGCCGACUCGGAGAAUUCUCGAUCGCAACAACGCCGACUCGGAGAAUUCUCGAUCGCAACAACGCCGACUCGGAGAAUUCUCGAUCGCAACAACGCCGACUCGGAGAAUUCUCGAUCGCAACAACGCCGACUCGGAGAAUUCUCGAUCGCAACAACGCCGACUCGGAGAAUUCUCGAUCGCAACAACGCCGACUCGGAGAAUUCUCGAUCGCAACAACGCCGACUCGGAGAAUUCUCGAUCGCAACAACGCCGACUCGGAGAAUUCUCGAUCGCAACAACGCCGACUCGGAGAAUUCUCGAUCGCAACAACGCCGACUCGGAGCAUUCUCGAUCGCAACAACGCCGACUCGGAGCAUUCUCGAUCGCAACAACGCCGACUCGGAGCAUUCUCGAUCGCAACAACGCCGACUCGGAGCAUUCUCGAUCGCAACAACGCCGACUCGGAGCAUUCUCGAUCGCAACAACGCCGACUCGGAGCAUUCUCGAUCGCAACAACGCCGACUCGGAGCAUUCUCGAUCGCAACAACGCCGACUCGGAGCAUUCUCGAUCGCAACAACGCCGACUCGGAGCAUUCUCGAUCGCAACAACGCCGACUCGGAGCAUUCUCGAUCGCAACAACGCCGACUCGGAGCAUUCUCGAUCGCAACAACGCCGACUCGGAGCAUUCUCGAUCGCAACAACGCCGACUCGGAGCAUUCUCGAUCGCAACAACGCCGACUCGGAGCAUUCUCGAUCGCAACAACGCCGACUCGGAGAAUUCUCGAUCGCAACAACGCCGACUCGGAGAAUUCUCGAUCGCAACAACGCCGACUCGGAGCAUUCUCGAUCGCAACAACGCCGACUCGGAGCAUUCUCGAUCGCAACAACGCCGACUCGGAGCAUUCUCGAUCGCAACAACGCCGACUCGGAGCAUUCUCGAUCGCAACAACGCCGACUCGGAGCAUUCUCGAUCGCAACAACGCCGACUCGGAGCAUUCUCGAUCGCAACAACGCCGACUCGGAGCAUUCUCGAUCGCAACAACGCCGACUCGGAGCAUUCUCGAUCGCAACAACGCCGACUCGGAGAAUUCUCGAUCGCAACAACGCCGACUCGGAGAAUUCUCGAUCGCAACAACGCCGACUCGGAGCAUUCUCGAUCGCAACAACGCCGACUCGGAGCAUUCUCGAUCGCAACAACGCCGACUCGGAGCAUUCUCGAUCGCAACAACGCCGACUCGGAGCAUUCUCGAUCGCAACAACGCCGACUCGGAGCAUUCUCGAUCGCAACAACGCCGACUCGGAGCAUUCUCGAUCGCAACAACGCCGACUCGGAGCAUUCUCGAUCGCAACAACGCCGACUCGGAGCAUUCUCGAUCGCAACAACGCCGACUCGGAGCAUUCUCGAUCGCAACAACGCCGACUCGGAGCAUUCUCGAUCGCAACAACGCCGACUCGGAGCAUUCUCGAUCGCAACAACGCCGACUCGGAGCAUUCUCGAUCGCAACAACGCCGACUCGGAGCAUUCUCGAUCGCAACAACGCCGACUCGGAGAAUUCUCGAUCGCAACAACGCCGACUCGGAGAAUUCUCGAUCGCAACAACGCCGACUCGGAGCAUUCUCGAUCGCAACAACGCCGACUCGGAGCAUUCUCGAUCGCAACAACGCCGACUCGGAGCAUUCUCGAUCGCAACAACGCCGACUCGGAGCAUUCUCGAUCGCAACAACGCCGACUCGGAGAAUUCUCGAUCGCAACAACGCCGACUCGGAGAAUUCUCGAUCGCAACAACGCCGACUCGGAGAAUUCUCGAUCGCAACAACGCCGACUCGGAGCAUUCUCGAUCGCAACAACGCCGACUCGGAGCAUUCUCGAUCGCAACAACGCCGACUCGGAGCAUUCUCGAUCGCAACAACGCCGACUCGGAGCAUUCUCGAUCGCAACAACGCCGACUCGGAGCAUUCUCGAUCGCAACAACGCCGACUCGGAGCAUUCUCGAUCGCAACAACGCCGACUCGGAGCAUUCUCGAUCGCAACAACGCCGACUCGGAGAAUUCUCGAUCGCAACAACGCCGACUCGGAGAAUUCUCGAUCGCAACAACGCCGACUCGGAGAAUUCUCGAUCGCAACAACGCCGACUCGGAGAAUUCUCGAUCGCAACAACGCCGACUCGGAGAAUUCUCGAUCGCAACAACGCCGACUCGGAGAAUUCUCGAUCGCAACAACGCCGACUCGGAGAAUUCUCGAUCGCAACAACGCCGACUCGGAGAAUUCUCGAUCGCAACAACGCCGACUCGGAGCAUUCUCGAUCGCAACAACGCCGACUCGGAGCAUUCUCGAUCGCAACAACGCCGACUCGGAGCAUUCUCGAUCGCAACAACGCCGACUCGGAGCAUUCUCGAUCGCAACAACGCCGACUCGGAGCAUUCUCGAUCGCAACAACGCCGACUCGGAGCAUUCUCGAUCGCAACAACGCCGACUCGGAGCAUUCUCGAUCGCAACAACGCCGACUCGGAGCAUUCUCGAUCGCAACAACGCCGACUCGGAGCAUUCUCGAUCGCAACAACGCCGACUCGGAGCAUUCUCGAUCGCAACAACGCCGACUCGGAGCAUUCUCGAUCGCAACAACGCCGACUCGGAGCAUUCUCGAUCGCAACAACGCCGACUCGGAGCAUUCUCGAUCGCAACAACGCCGACUCGGAGCAUUCUCGAUCGCAACAACGCCGACUCGGAGCAUUCUCGAUCGCAACAACGCCGACUCGGAGCAUUCUCGAUCGCAACAACGCCGACUCGGAGCAUUCUCGAUCGCAACAACGCCGACUCGGAGCAUUCUCGAUCGCAACAACGCCGACUCGGAGCAUUCUCGAUCGCAACAACGCCGACUCGGAGCAUUCUCGAUCGCAACAACGCCGACUCGGAGCAUUCUCGAUCGCAACAACGCCGACUCGGAGCAUUCUCGAUCGCAACAACGCCGACUCGGAGCAUUCUCGAUCGCAACAACGCCGACUCGGAGAAUUCUCGAUCGCAACAACGCCGACUCGGAGAAUUCUCGAUCGCAACAACGCCGACUCGGAGCAUUCUCGAUCGCAACAACGCCGACUCGGAGCAUUCUCGAUCGCAACAACGCCGACUCGGAGCAUUCUCGAUCGCAACAACGCCGACUCGGAGCAUUCUCGAUCGCAACAACGCCGACUCGGAGCAUUCUCGAUCGCAACAACGCCGACUCGGAGCAUUCUCGAUCGCAACAACGCCGACUCGGAGCAUUCUCGAUCGCAACAACGCCGACUCGGAGCAUUCUCGAUCGCAACAACGCCGACUCGGAGCAUUCUCGAUCGCAACAACGCCGACUCGGAGCAUUCUCGAUCGCAACAACGCCGACUCGGAGCAUUCUCGAUCGCAACAACGCCGACUCGGAGCAUUCUCGAUCGCAACAACGCCGACUCGGAGCAUUCUCGAUCGCAACAACGCCGACUCGGAGCAUUCUCGAUCGCAACAACGCCGACUCGGAGCAUUCUCGAUCGCAACAACGCCGACUCGGAGCAUUCUCGAUCGCAACAACGCCGACUCGGAGCAUUCUCGAUCGCAACAACGCCGACUCGGAGCAUUCUCGAUCGCAACAACGCCGACUCGGAGCAUUCUCGAUCGCAACAACGCCGACUCGGAGCAUUCUCGAUCGCAACAACGCCGACUCGGAGCAUUCUCGAUCGCAACAACGCCGACUCGGAGCAUUCUCGAUAGCAACAACGCCGACUCGGAGCAUUCUCGAUAG
This is a messenger RNA of Closterium sp. Yama58-4, 4005 nucleotides long. The record is from the annotation of a GenBank genome assembly. NCBI's taxonomy places the organism in Eukaryota, Viridiplantae, Streptophyta, Zygnematophyceae, Desmidiales, Closteriaceae.